Molecule: messenger RNA, 3615 nt
Organism: Manis pentadactyla (Chinese pangolin)
Lineage: Eukaryota; Metazoa; Chordata; Mammalia; Pholidota; Manidae
Product: deoxynucleotidyltransferase terminal-interacting protein 1-like
Exons: 1
Coding region: 2619-3572 (317 amino acids)
Cellular component (GO): nucleus
Molecular function (GO): DNA binding; nucleosome binding
Source: RefSeq, a predicted model, not a curated record
CAUAAGGUAUUUUCAAGUAAUUUGUGUAGUUAAAAUAAUUAAACAAGACACUUCAGAGAGAGUUUGUCAGAUACAAAUGAAAAGAAGACAUUUGUGUCUGGGUUGGGGGGUUAUGCUGCCUGUCUCUAAAGCCUAGUUUCAGUUCUGUGAGGGAGAAUAAAAUGAAGUUUGCAUUCCAGAACUUAUAUUCUAGAACUGAGCGAAGUCAGUUCCCCAAGUUCCUUUGCUUGUAGAUGAGGUUUUCUCCGCCUGAGCCCUGCUGGUGCUUGGGGCUGCCCAUCUGCUGCAGGACGUUCAGCAGUUGGUCCUGGCCUUUGUCCACUACAUGCUGGUAGCAUCUCCCCACUUGUGACAACAAAAGAUGUCCCCAGAUGUUGACAUGCAUGUCCCCUGUGGGCCCAAAUCACCUCCACAUAAAGAGCUACUACUUUAGAUGUGUGUCUAGAACUGUGGUUUCAAAUAAGUAAUAGUAAUGAAAGUCAAAGACGUCUCCUUCCCCUCAUAUGAAUAGGAGUUACCAUCAGCUGUGCCACUGGGAUGGAUAAAGUGGUCUUUGCAUGCAGCCUGUAAAAUCAGAGGCUGAUGGUUCUCCUUGUUCUCCUUAAAACACUUCUCCAUAUUCUCUCUACCCUUUCUGCAAGCUUCUUUCUGUUCUUCUGUGCAUCUUUGUCUCUCCCUGCAUUGUGAGGUCUUCUAAGGGCAAGCAGAGGCCAUGUAUCCCCUUCUCUCCCAGUUAUUUUAAGGUGAAGCGGUGGUGAUCAGUUCCAGAUGGCUGUUGGGAGAAAGUAAACUUGAAGAAAAGGAGAAGCACUGAGUUAGAUUUCCUGUGCUUCAACUUUUAAAACUUUUCCACUGUGAUAUAAAAAGCCCUAAAGCAUGUGGAAAUAUGAAUUUAGAGCGUGACUGGAGAUAGGAGUGUGUGAGGAAAAGUGUCGCAAGCAAACUGAAAUUGCUGUACUCUUGCUAAGGCAAGUGGUAUGUGACUUUGACCUGAUCCAGUGAUUCUUCCCUCAGCAGCUUAAGGCUGCCCCUGUGACGGCAUCGACUGAAGCAAAGGCUGCUCAUACCUGCACCAGGAGGCUGCAGGGUGAUUCCUCAGAGAGUCACAGAUAAGAAUUUCCCAGAGUUUGUCCCAACUCUAAUGUCGCACAGUUUUAAUCUUUAAAUGCCACACAGGCUGCGAAGGCCCUUUGCAUUGCAGCAGGAUGAUCCGCUCCUACUGCUUGGGCAAUAAUUUCUUAGCAACUAUUGCAAAGUAUUUGACCAAGCAGCACCCACCUUGUGUGAUAUCCUCAUGCAGUUGUGGAUAUGAAAUUGUAACUUGUUGCAACAAUAUAGAGCCAUUAUGAUUUUUAAAGAUCUCUUUUUUUCUUUCCCUGCUGGUUAAUGAAAACCCUGGCUUUCUUACUGUUUCCUGAAUCACAUUUUGCUCAGUUCUUUUCUUUCAUAAUGGCUACUUUCCCCUUCAGCUGAUGUCAAGACUCUGCUGCCUCCUGUAAUUUCCCUACUUGCUUUCUCUUCUGUCUCUAUCUGUGCCUUAACAAUGGAAAAGAAAAAACUGAGAAGGCAUAUUUUGGGAAGGGAGUGGCCAGAGCAGCCUAGAGGAGGUGUUUAUUUUGUAAUUGUCAUGUUGCUUUCUUUGCUUAUGCGUCUCUAACUUACCCUCUGGUCAAGAGUGCUGUCACCUAUACAGAAAACUGAACUAGGAAGGAAGACGUGAACGCAACCUGGGUCCUGCUCUGUGCCCAGUGGCGGCCUGUGCUUUCGUAGACAUUGUUUCAUUUAAUCUUUGAGAAGCCAUUUGAGUAUUUUUGUCCCCUGUUUGUAGGUGAGGAAAUGAGACACAGAGAGGUUUCUCUGUCAUUCUCAUAGAGGGCCACUGAUCAAAGGCAGGUGGGCCUGACCCCAGGUCUGUGCUCUGUUGCCAUCACAGAGGGAAGGGAGAGGAACAGGGGUCCCUGGAAGACGGGGUACCAUGAAGGACACUCGGAUCUGGGGUGGUAGGAUAUGAGACCUGGCUGUAAAGGCAGCUUUGGUUCUGUGAGAAAGACUAAAACCAACCGGGUUCUUAGAAGAGUGCUGAUUUCUGAAAGGAGCAUCUUGAAUUGAGGUGGCAACUGUGCCUUCUCUCAGGGCAUAGAAAAUACGAUUUAACCAUUGGACAGCUUCUCUUCACAAAGGACGUCAUGAUUAGUUAAGGGUACAUUAAUUCUACUUGUAUUAAAAGUGGCCCAAAGAUGGCAGCGUGAGAGGAGAGACAGAGGCUUCCUCCUAAAACUGGAUACAAUUAGAAAAUUUAAUAGGCGCAACUAAUCCUGAGAGAGCAGCAGGAAAGAGGACGGCGCCAGACCGCACACACCUGGAGAAAGAGCAGACCUGAGCGAACGGGGUGACGCACCAGAGCUGUGGCUCCGCGGCACCCGAGCCCUUCUCCCACCCCAGCUCACGCGCAUCUCCGGGCGUCCGAGAACCCCGGACAUGUAGCAGUUUGGUUCCCGUGGUAACUCAGCGCGCGGCGUCAUGCUUCUGUGUCCGCGAGCUGAGAGCUUCUGUGAUGUCACGGGGCCACUUCCCGGCCGGUGGCAGAGUCGGACCGAGGUUGCGGUGACUGGGGCGCCAUGGAGGCCACUGGCGACGUCGAGCAGCCGCGGGGACCCGGCGGGGCUGAGCGGGGCGGCCCCGAGCUGGGAGACGCGGACGCAGCGGGGCAGCUGGCUCCCAAGAACCCCUGGAAUGUAAUGAUAAAGCACCGGCAGGUGCCGCGAAGGGGCCAUCGCCCACAGAUCACCACAAGCUUCACAGACCCUUCCAUCUCCAUGGACCUCCUCCGAGCUGUCUUGCAGCCUAGCAUCAAUAAGGACAUCCAGACUGUCUUCAACAAGUACAUGAAGUUCUUCCAGAAGGGAGCACUGAACGUGCGAGAAAAUGUCGGCGAAGACGUGGAUGCAGAGGAGCUGAUCCAGGAGGCCUGUCGGAACUGCCUAGAACGGGCUAAAGUACUGUUUCCUGGUAGAGAAAAAGUAAUGCCCAGAUCGAUCCCUGAGCUUCCAGGAAUAAAGCGUGCCAGGCAGGCAGAAGAGGAAUGUGCCCGUCGCGAAAGCCCCAUUCCCAAAAAGAGGAAGGAACGGCCUCUUGGACACAUGAUCUCAAAUGACCAGGCAGCUGCCGGCAAGGUACGGAAACCAAAAUCCUGUGAACCAAAUCCCAGAGAAGGCCCCAAGUGGGACCCAGCUCGGCUGAAUGAAUCUACCACCUUUGUGUUGGGAUCUCAAGUCAACAAGGCCCUGGGGAUGGGGGGCACCAGAGGGAGAAUCUACAUCAAGCACCCAUACCUCUUUAAGUAUGCAGCUGACCCUCAGGACAAGCACUGGCUGGUUGGGCAGCAUCACAUGCUGGCAACAGAGGGGAAGAUGGCCUGCCUCCUCGUCGAGGAGGACAUCCAGGACCUCGCUGCCAGCGAUGACUACAAAGGGUGCCCGGACCUGAAGUUAGAGGAGCUGAAGUCCUUUGUCCUACCCUCCUGGAUAGUUGAGAAAAUGAAAAAAUACAUGGAGACACUACGCAGAGAAUGAGCAUCGUGCUGUUGGAGCAUCUUCACAGACCUGAAGCCCACUC